AUGGCGCAGAAUAUCGAUUUCAAUGCGCUCAGGGCGCGCACUCUGGGGUCCGGGAAUGAUGAAGAGGCGGUCACAGUGGACACACGGGGUCUGAUUUCGAAAGUGCUUGCACGAUACUCUGGCAAAUGGACUGUUUUGCGUGAAAUGAUACAAAAUGCCGCGGAUGCGAACGCUAAGAAAGUGACCAUUAAAUUCGAGACAAUACCUUCAACGACGGUACCCCUGCCUCCAGCCGCCGAUGAAAACACCUUGAUCAAGCAUAGCCUCUCCCAUCAUACCCUCAAACGCCUCCUGAUUUCGAACAAUGGUCUGCCUUUUAGUGAAAAGGAUUGGUCGAGACUGAAGCGCAUCGCCGAUGGAAAUCCCGAUGAAACCAAAAUUGGAGCAUUUGGUGUCGGUUUCUACAGUGUCUUCGAUGAUUGCGAAGAACCAUUUGUAUCUUCGGGUAAAGAAGCAAUGGCUUUCUAUUGGAAAGGAAAUGCACUCUUCACCCGCCGAUUGCAGCUGAACGAAGACGCGAAUCCCGAGACCACGUUUGUUCUGGACUAUCGCAACGACACUACGCCUGUCCCUUCAUUGAUGCAGUUAUGCCAGUUUCUAUCUAGCAGUCUUACCUUUGUCAGCCUUGAAGGUAUAGAACUAUGGCUAGAUGACUGGAGGUUGCUGCAACUCUCAAAGAAGACAGCCCCAAGCGUCGAUUUGGUCAUUCCACGAGAUAUCGAUACGAAGACACCUCAGGGGCUGAUGAAAAUUCAAUCAGUUACUCAGGAGGUCGCUCAGGUGGAUGCUGAGUGGAUGCGAGUCGUUGAAUGGAAACCAAAUGCAAGCAUCUUUAGCGAGGGCCUGCGUGACACGACGGGCUCGUUGCGCACCUUCUUUUCACGACUCACUGGCCAGAAAGGCUCAGAAAAGCCGGCGAAAUCCGAAAACAAUGAUGCCACAAGUGACAUCGGCGAAAUGAUCCAGACUUUGAAGGCUUCUGUCUUCCUUCAUAUCAAUACUGCUAGCAUUCAGGCGUCUGUUAGUCAAUCUCUGAGCAGCGAACUUGAAAGAGCUACACGGAAGCCGCCACCGAAAAGGUCUACAAUCGCUAUUUUAACACCCUCGUACGAUACCACUUUAGCCUCCAGGGCUUCCGGCCUAAAUUCUGAAAUCCUUGCCUCCAUACUUCCUUCCAAAGCUGGAAGGAUCUUCAUAGGUUUCCCCACACAUCAAACAACAGGCCUCAAUGCCCAUAUAUCUGCACCUUCCGUGAUUCCCACGGUCGAGCGGGAGAGUAUAGAUCUCAAUACUCGCUAUAUCAGCAAGUGGAACCUUGAGAUGCUGAGGGCGGCCGGCAUUGUCUGUCGCAUUGCCUGGACUGCGGAAAUGGCAUCAAUCAGAUCCAGGAUACAUCCUGGGAAGAACAAUUUCAACUCAGCUAAGGUCCGCAAAGAUGAUAUCAUUGAUGUUCUUCCCGAGGCUAUUCAUACAGCCAAUCAAUUCGUGUUUCGCGAGUCGACUCCAUCUUCGGUGCUAGGGCAGACAAUUGAGGAUGCGUUCUGGACGUGCAACAAAAGCUCGUCGAUCGAGAUCCUUUCGACAUGCGGUGUCAUCCAGAGCCACCAGGCGCGCAUCGCUCCCAGAGACCUUAGCUUUAUGGAUUCGAUUCCAGUUUUGCCGGACGCGUUCGUAUCAGGUGCUAAGGAGUUCGUCAAGAAACUGACGGACUUCGGGCUAGUGACUGAGAUCACUGUGUCCGAUAUCAAGAAAGAGUUGGAGCUCACCACACUACGUUCUAAUCAGGUCAAUGAGUUCCUUAUGUGGCUUAGUCGAAAGGCUGCUGCAGGUCAGCUCGAUGCUUACUCCGUUCAAAGUAUCCUCAGUGUCGCAGUAGCAAGCGACGAAGACAACGCUGAAUCACAAGCUAAGUUGAUUGUCUUUGCGGGGAUUGAAAGCUUUUUGAAUCCUCAGAAGAUACCAGCGAGCUUGCCAUUGCCACCUUCUGUGGCACCUUUCAAAUUCACGAAGUCUCUUGGGAACAGAGAGCUGGAAGCACUGGGAUGGACAGAGCUGCAAGUAGUCACCUGGGUCCUCUGGCUCGUCAACAACGCGGGAAAUCGGAGUAUUCUCUUAACAGAGCAUGAUAUUACCCAGAACCCAUCCUUCUCUGCGCAGGUUCUUCCUGUUUUGUCGAAACAGUGGGAGUACUUUAGUCCCACAUCGAAGCAAACAGUGAGCAACGUGCUGCAGUCGAAAACCAUUAUCCCAACCAAAUUAGGAAUGAAGACUCCCCCCGAAACUUAUUUCUCUUCUGUCCGACUGUUCAAUGACCUUCCUAUUAUUCAUGGUCUUAACGGCGUUAAGGAGAAGUUUCUGGCGUCGUUGGGGGUUCGUAAAACUGUCGAACUCGGGGUCAUUUUUGAACGUCUGUUGAACCCAUCCGAGUCGUCGGAUGCGGCGAACACCAACCAGCGAAAAUGGAGCCAUGUUGACUUGAUACGAUACCUUGCCUCUGUUCAAGCAGAUAUUCCAGCGAAUGAUAUCAAGAAGCUCAAAAAUACAAGCUUGUGUCCUGCUGAGAACCGGGAUAGUCUUGCUGCUAAAGACUCCGAAAGCACAGUGCCAAAGCGCUACAAGAUCUUUGAACUAUUUGAACCCAAGGAUUCACUUAGGGCCCUUGAGAUGCCUAUCAUCGAGUGGCCAGGCAAUUUUCAACCCAACAGCAAUGAGGGCAAAUUUCUAUCUAUGCUUGGAUUGAGGGCUUUCCCAUCAGCUGCAGACUUGGUUGAUAUCAUGGCGAGAGCAGCCGCAGAGAAGAACUGGGCUUUGCACACAAGGGCCAUGUCAUAUUAUAUCGCCGAAUACCAUACCACUGGGUAUGCUACAUUUGACUGUGGAGCGAUCAAGGUUCCAUUUCUUCCUGUUGAAGGAUCGGACACUCUAUGUACUCCGGGCCAAUGCUUUACUGACGAAGGUGCUACCCUGUUUGGCUUCAAUAUCCUCCGGAAGGACCUCCAUCCUCACGCUUUGAAGUUCGGAGUCAAGGAACACCCUGCUAUGAGCGACUGUUUGGAGUGUCUCAUACGCCUGCCGCCAUCGACGAAACGAGACGCGAGAGUGGUUUUCAAGUACCUGGCCGGAAGGGUGUCGGAACUUAAAUCUCGGGAUAUUGAGCGGGUUGGUAGUGCUCAAAUUGUACCCGUCUCGACCACCCAUGAUACAACAGACAAAAUUGCUUCUGUGCGACGCGUGGCGCCCAGGCUUUGCUACCUAGGGGAAGGCGAGGACUACAAGGACAUAUUUGAUUUCGUUGAUUUCGGCCAGGACGCUAACCUGUUCCUCAUGGCAGUGGGCUCUAAGCGUGAGCCAACGAAGACAGAGCUUGCGCACAUGUUGAUUAAAGAACCUGCAAGAGUAUCAGCCACAUUUCAGAGCGCAGAAAGGUAUCUAAAGUUGCUUAGGACACUUGCCGAGCAUCUAUCAGUGCUCAAGAAGGAUCGUGAAUUGUUCCAGGAGAUGAAGAGAUCUGCUUUUCUCCUAUCUAGCAGAGACAUAACUUCCUUUCCUCAGGAAAAGGCUAGCAAGAAUGUUGCGGGCAACUCAGAUGACGAAGACGAUGAGCAAAGCAUCAAAGAGUGGACUUUGACUGUCGCCAAGGAUGCUGUGGUUGUGGAUGACUUCCAGAGUUUUAAUUUGUUCAAGGAACACGUUUUGGCCGCUCCACAAGAAGAGCUUCUGGAGAACUUCUACCUGUCUUUGGGAGCACUGCCACUAAGCGGGCUCGUCGAAGAGCGUGCUCACUGGGGCGCGGUGGCAGCUGAUCAACGUCCAGCAGCCAAGCUACAAAAGCUGAUUAACGAACGCGUGAGGCUCUUUCUGCAUGAUCAGUCCACAGACUCCAUACGACAUGAUGUGCGCUGGCUCGAGAAACAUCUUCAUGUCCAAGUGGUACAGUCCAUUUCUCUCACGCGAUCUCUCAAGGGACGGCGCAUAUCUCAUACACAAAAGCGAAGUGCAAUCAUCACCCAACAGCCCUCGCGAAACUGGAUGCUGUGGAUUUGUCCGGGGAAAUACGACUUGUAUGAAAUCAGUCAGGCCCUGGUGCAUCUCAUUCUUGCUAGACCGAAGCUUCAUUCGACCCUGACUCUGGAAAUGCUACUGAAGACCGACCUUCUGGAGUUGAAAGCUCGCGGAUACAAUGUGGAACGUAUUCUCAAGCAGAAGGCACAAGAAGCUAGGAUGGCAGAAGAUAGGCGACAGAAGCAGAUGGAGGAGGAACGGCAGCGCUUGCAGGAGAGAGAAUCCGCAUGGGCUCAAGAACAGGCUCAUGUGCGGAGUCAGAGUCAGACACAAUCGCACCCUAAUGGGGAUAACCGGCAACUCAUUCCAGGAGACUUCCCAGAUUCUCCCUCGAAUAGAAAUUCCACCCGGGAUAUGCAACCCGAGAGCUUAGAUCAGGUCCAAGACCAGAAGCCGCGCGGAUUUUUAGCCAAUUUGACCAAGCGCUUUGGGCUUGAGGGUAACCGGUCACCUUGGAAUGCACUCAAUGGGGAAUCUUCCAAUACCGCCCCCGCUGAACAUGCCACACCUCCUCCGCCUUAUUCUGCUCAGGAUCCACAGCAAAAGUCUCGUCCGGAAGCACCUGUUGCCGUCAACUCUCCUCAUCGUCUUCAGUCUGAACUACUUUCGGCCGUUAAAGCUUGUCGACCUCAUGGCUCGUCCGGUGUCUAUACCCGACCACAGACCAACCAGGUCACCGAAACCAAGUCUUACUGCGAUGAGAAACCGAGCCAUGAUCUGGAAUUUGUGGCGACUCUAGCUUGCGGCAUUCAUGUGCUGUUUGUCAAGACCCUUCCAGAUCGCUCCACCUUCCUGGCGAAGAACAGCCUUGGAAUCAACGUCUUCGCAUCACUGUUGAUCGACUGUGCCGAUAUCUUCUCACUACGAUUCGAUAUUAUCAGUGUUUUCUACGACCCUGGAAAGACCAUUGCUUUCAACCGGGCGGGUAGCAUAUUUUGCAACUAUUUCUUCUUCCAGCAGCUGCACGAGAAGCAACUACUCCAAAACCCUGACGGCGCACGAUCCGAAGCACUGGUCUAUUGGUGGGUGAUUCUGUGUCAUGAACUGGCGCAUAAUCUCGUGGAAGACCACAGCUCGGCACAUAGCUUCUACACUGAGGGAUUCGUCGCCCAGUACUUUCCCAAGGUGGCAACCAAGCUUGUGACCCCAAGACCCCAGGUCAGGGAAGCUGAAACCUCAAGCGGAUGAUAAUCAUAGAACCCCCUCUCGUCUCAUCAGCCGCCUCUUUGGUUAAUUGGGCAGAUAGGUAGACACUUGCUGCAUACCCAAUCUAGCAGCAUGGAAGUUGGUUUGGUUCUGAAUACUAGUGCCCAAUCACAGAUAAUGCGGGUGUUCAGUAGAAUCUUCAAG
Messenger RNA from Aspergillus homomorphus CBS 101889, 5412 nucleotides. RefSeq names its product histidine kinase-like ATPase domain-containing protein. NCBI's taxonomy places the organism in Eukaryota, Fungi, Ascomycota, Eurotiomycetes, Eurotiales, Aspergillaceae. The record is from RefSeq and is a predicted model, not a curated record. The transcript is spliced from 3 exons. Bases 1 to 5250 code for a protein of 1749 amino acids.